Messenger RNA from Sparassis crispa, 2181 nucleotides. RefSeq names its product Trafficking protein particle complex subunit 13. Gene Ontology annotation, cellular component: TRAPPIII protein complex. The record is from RefSeq and is a predicted model, not a curated record. Bases 1 to 2181 code for a protein of 726 amino acids. The transcript has 4 exons. Lineage: Eukaryota; Fungi; Basidiomycota; Agaricomycetes; Polyporales; Sparassidaceae.
AUGGACGGAACAACUCAGUUGCUGACGUUGAAGGUUAUGCGGGUCUCACGACCAACCUUAGCUAGUGCAUGGGAACCGUUCUACUCAAGCUCGCCUUCAUUUUCUGCACAUUCCACCGCCUCGGUCAUGUCGCUGCAAGGCAAGACGCCCUUGGAAGGGCACCCGAAGACCCUACGCGACCUCACACAUAUUUCUGAAGUGCUGACUCUCCCGUCUUCGUUCGGAGCAAUCCAACUCGGUGAGACCUUCUCCAGCUGCCUCUCCGUGAACAACGAGGCCAGUGUGGAUAUUGAAGCAGUCGCGUUGAAGGUGGAGAUGCAGACAGCGACCACGAAGACUACCUUGGCGGAGUUCGGCGGACCCGAUGACACAUUAGCUGUUGGAGAUUCUCUGGAAAGGGUCGUAAGUCAUGAAAUCAAGGAACUGGGUCAACACGUUCUCGGUUGCACGGUUUCGUAUCGAGCUCCUGCAGGCGCCCGCGCGGCGCCCCCAGGACCUGCUGGUGAUGCGAGCGAUCGCAACGUUCUGAGUUUCCGUAAGUUUUACAAGUUUGCCGUGACAAACCCAUUGUCUGUUAAGACCAAGGUGCACACGCCUCGUGCACCUUCUGCUCUUUUGUCUCGUGCCGAGCGCGAGAAAGUUUUCCUAGAGGUGCAUAUCCAGAACCUCACUCAAGAGGUUAUGUGGCUAGAGCACAUGCGAUUUGAAUGCACCGAUGGUUGGCAAGUCGAAGACACCAACGUCGCUGAUAUUGACGCAGGAGACAACGAAGGCAUCUUCUCGGGCUCGAUGGCUCUCAUGCAUCCGCAAGAUAUCCGCCAAUACAUUUAUGCACUUUCGCCAACAAUGCUGUCACCCUUCCCCGUGACACAUCCGCCAGGCAGCAUCGUGCCAUUAGGACGACUAGAUAUAUCCUGGCGGUCGUCAUUUGGCGAACCGGGGCGUCUGCUCACCUCAAUGCUGUCUCGCCGGAUACCUCUGAUCCAGGCGCCACCUCAAGCACCGACAGUCACGCAAGCCCCCGCACCAGUUCCACCACCGAAACAAGCACCAUCAGCUAUCCCCUUACAUAUGCAGCGAGGCGCCAGCUUGGCUGGCGGUGCGCCGCCACGACCAAGAUCUCCGCAGCUGAAUCGGCCCACCAGUCCACCAGUCAAUCCGGCAGGCGUCAUGCCCUACCGUCCAGGUUCACCCUUCCGCAACCGCACGAUUCCGGCUUCUGCUGGUUCGCAGUCCCCAAAUACUCCAGUUUCACCCAGCCCAAACUUUCGACAUCCGGAAGACGUGGAGGUGGACCUGGUCGUCCGCAAUAUCCCCCGAGAAGCACUCGCCGUCGAGAAGCCUUUCCAUGCGGCCUUUACGGUAACUGCUUCUGCGCCUAUCCCUCUUGCCCGCCCAGGCGAAACUCGCAGACAGCGCGUGUUGUCGCUUAUCGUCCAGCACGCGCAGCCCCCACGCCCACCUAUAGCCAGCUCCAGCGUGGCUGGUCCAGCGGCGGCGGCCCGGGAAGCCUGGAGCCCACGCUUACCUUCCUCUGGGAUCUCAACGCCAUCACCAUCAGGGACCCCGUACAGAGGCGACUUUCAGGAUACUUUGGCCCAGCGGCUGCUCGUCGCCUCUCCACGGCGAACCAAUGUCGAUGGGGAUGACCACACCAGCCCGGACACGGCUGGUGGUGGAGACACGCCUGGUCCUCGUGCGGAUCCUAGCGCUGUAGUAUUACCUCCGCCUAUUGCGAACGUCAUGCUAGGCGAAGGCCCAAAGUCGCAGUUGCAGGACGUAGUCCAUCUUGGCAACUCUGCUUUAUUCCUCCCUCAACUGAAGCUUGUCGCCCCUUUGGACGCUCAUGCUCAUGCUCAUAUUGAACACGCGCUUGCACAUGGCCGAUAUUCGAGCAACAUGUCGACGGACAGUGAGGCGGAUAGCGAGACGAACCAUACAGGCGGAAGCGCGUCGACCAAGGUCGUCGCAUCGCAAGAUUUUGAGCUGACGUAUUUACCGCUGAAGAGCGGGUUCUUGAAGGUGGGCGGCCUGCGCAUCUUACUAGUGGAAGACAGGAUGAUAGACGAGGAUGUCAUCGGUGUUGAUGCCAGUGCUGACGGCGGUCCAAGGAGGUUUAACAUGGAGCCACGGACGUUGAAGGAAUGGGAUGUUGUCGCAGAGAUUUGGGUGUCAUCUUGA